AUGAUCACUUGUUUUCCUUAUUUUACAGUUGUUUAUGCUGAUUACUCGUCAUCUGGUAGAUCACUUCAGUUUCUAGAAGACUACAUUAAUAAGGAAGUUCUUCCAGCUUUUGGUGAUUGUGAUUGUACAUCAGCUGUAACCGGAUUGCAGUCACUGCUUUAUAACAAUGAAAGCCGAGAUUUAAUAAAAUCGGCAGUAAAUGCAACAUCAGAUCAAGAUGAAAUUAUCUUCUGUAAUAAUCCAUCAGAUCGUCUCGCACAUUUAUUCACAAAAACGAAAGAUUCGAUUGUUGCCUAUGAAACGUCAUCCAACUCGUCACACAACUCUGACAACUUAGGCAAGUCCAAUGUCGUUUUGUUUGUAAGUAAUUUCGAGCCUGAAAACAACAUCAGAUCAUGGAUUGACGGUGGUGCAAUAAUUGAAAGAAUUGAUAAGAACCGUGAAGGGUUCUUAGAUCUCGUCGCUCUUGAAAAGAAGCUGAGUAAAUAUUCAGAGUCAAAUUACAAGCUAAUUGGUUUGUUUUCGGGUGUGUCAAGGUUGACAGGAAUUUUGUCAGACGAUGUUGCAACAACAAUUCUUCUUCAUCAAUACAAUGCAAUCUCUCUUUGGGAUUGUUCAGACAUUGCUUCUAGUGCCCAAAUGCAUGUCAAUUCAGCACUUCCAGGCGCUUCAAAAGAUGGACUUUUCUUCAAUUGCAAUAAGAUGAUUGGUGGACUUCAAUCAUCAUCUGUGCUGAUAAUCAAGAAGUCUUUGAUUGCAAACUUCAAAUCAAUUCUCAACGAAAUGGUCGACACAGUUAGUAUCGUAAGGUGUGGACUUGUAAUGCAAUUAAAAGAAGCUCUUGGUACUCACAUCAUGACACGUCAGGAAAAGAUUUGCAAACAAAUGCUGGCACACAUCAGAACGAUUCCUGAAAUUGUUUUACUCGCACCGACGUCAACAACUGCUAAAAGAAUUCCAACAAUGUGCUUCCUUGUGAAACAUCCACGUGGAGCAUUUCUUCAUCAUCGCUUUGUCGUAGCAGUUUUAAAUGACAUUUUUGGCAUUCAAUCAUCAGCUAAUAGCCUUCUAGAAGAAAUUACGCUUGGCAUCAGCAGUGAUUUAAUUAAAGAAUAUGAAAAAAUGUUAAAUCAUGAGAAAUUGCAUACAGAGAAUCUUCGUCCCGGUUAUAUUCGCAUAACAUUCCCAUUCUUCAUGAACGAUGCUGAAGUUGGUUACAUUCUUGAAGCUUUGAAAAUGGUCGCAACUGAAGCUUGGAAACUUUUACCGCAGUAUGAAGUCGACGAGAAGACGGGCGAAUGGCGUCAUCACUCAAAUUCAUUAGCGAAAGAACGUAAAUGGCUUCAAUCGAUUCGCUACAACGAUGGACGAAUGUUGUUCAAUGAUCGUCGAAUAUCAGCUCCUGGUGGUUUUCCUACAAAUUUCGCUGAUUGUCUACAAACAGCGAGAAAUAUUUUUAACAGAGCACGUAAAAUGGCACAAAAGUCAACAGUUGGUGAAAAUCUUUAUUUGAAAUUGGAUGAUGAAACUGAGAAACUGCGUUGGUAUAUGUUGCCAGGUGAAGCUCAUGAAUUAUUGCUUGGACACUCACAAAAUGUUAAGCAAGCAGUUCCAAUUGAUCCCAAUAAGAUGUUCGAAUCACCGUCUCUCGUUGAUCUUUUGACUUGUCGAACAAACAGCUUAUCAGCUUUAGAUAUUCGAAGGUAUCAAAAAAGUCAAAGUCUUCCUGCCACUCCACAGACGACUAAGCUUUCAAUUUCACCACCAAAAUGUUCCAGUCCUAUGUCAAUAAAACAUCAACUUGACACUGCAUCUCCACCUUCACCAAUCGUUCGGUUCACACUUGGCGGUGAAGUGACUUGUGCCACAAAUUUCGGACAGUCACCACAAGUUUCAAGUUUAAUUGCAAGCGAAUCAAUAAGAAGUCGAAAUAGAUGUCAUAGCUGGGGGCCUAACCCAUCACCAGUAUGGCCCAGAAUAUUGGGCAACAAACAGUCGACCAGAUCAUGUUCUGUUAGUUCACAAACAGAUUUGCACUUGAAUGCUGAAUGCACGCCCGAAUUCAGAGUCGGGAGCAGUUCGAGUGACAAUGAAGAUAUUAAUAAUUAUGUGAAAGGAGUAACGAAAGAAAUAACGGAUGAGAUAAAAUCAGAGAUUCGUGAAGUAAUCAGUCAAGUUGAAGAUGUUCUUGAGAAUUCAGAGUCAGUUGAUCUGCAAUCAGUCAUGGCGAACAUAACCAGUGCUGAAGAUUUGAAAACACAUGAUUCGGUUUCAGCUGGUGAUAUUGUGGAAUUUCUUAAAGAAUUUUCAAAAGAUUUGACAAGCGAAGUGAAAUCAGAGAUCCGUGAAGCUUCAAAUGCCGUCGAUGAAUUUAUUUCUCCUGACUGUACAAAUUCUCGUCAACAAGAGAAUGACAAGAGAAACACGAAACUAUUAGCCAAACAACGAUUCAGCGAUAUAUCGCAUGAAACUUCACCCAAACCUCAUGACGAUAAACAUCGAUCGGAAUCCCUUCCGAGUCCGGAACAUUCUGUGCGGCCAUUCCAUUAUACGGGUGCCAUAUCUAAAAUAAAAUCUAUCGAGCCGCGUGAUGCUUCGUCUCAGGAUUCGGGAAUUAAUUUAAGUUUUCAAGAUGAUGAAAGGAAAAAAUUAAGAAAUUCUCUUGAGAGAAAUAAAUUUACAUUUGAUGAGAACGACGAUCAAAUUCCAAUAUUACUACAGCAAUCUUAUGACAAUCACAACGACUCAUCGUCAGCAACAUCAAGUCCAAAAAUUCUCAAACGACAAAGUCAUCUCAUAAAACGUUCAUCAAGCGAGCUCGAUUCAGAUGAACAACCAACAAGUGUUUGGCAUAAUCUUCCAAAAGAUGUGUGGAAAACUGCAGCUGAGGUCAAUAAUCAUAAUCAUUAAUCUUAAUAAAAGAUUUUAAAACAUUUUACUUAUGCAUGACAUCCUUAAAAUUGAAAAUAUUUACUUUCAAGAAAGAACUAUUUACACAUUUACUUCUAGAUGAGAAAAAAGAAAAUAUAAAAGAAAAAAAAUAAGAAGGAUAAGAAAUUCACUAAGCAUGGUGUGUGAAAGAUAAUCAAAACGAACAUGUUAAUGAAUAAUUAGAAACAAAUCUAAUCGUUUUUGGGUGAAAGCAUUUUGAAUCGACUUCCACGCAAAUCAUCCUUCAAAUAGUUUUGGUUCCUUAGAAUAGAAGUGUUAAGUACUUACAUCUAUCAUGUGUCUACUUAGAACAUUAAAUAAGAUGAGAAUUGUUGAUUUUAUAUUCUAAUCAAAAAUUUCUCUCUGAGAUUCAUUAAUAGAAUGAAGUAGAAAAUAAGGAAAACUAAUUUGUUAGAAAGGAAUUCGUUGGGACACUUCAUAUUUACACAAGUAUCGAUAGUGGGCGACGAAAAUAUAUUUUUUGAAUAUUUUAAGAUUGAUUUUUUAGAUCUAGCUACUUACAAAUUGAAUUUUGACGUUCAUCAGAGAAAUUUUCGGAUUUAACACAUACACACAAAACUUAUUCGAUGCACGUCAAACAUAAAAAAAAAUAUUUCCUUAACAUCGUAACAUACUUAAAAAUUAAUGGAAACAAUUAAUUAUUGUUAGAUAAGUUAAUGUUUUUAUUUCAAUUAAAACAAAAUAUGGAAAGGAAAAAUUAAGAAAAGUUUCAUUAUAAUGUAUCUACAUAAACACGAAAAUAUUUAACGGAAAAUCUGGUGAAA
Molecule: messenger RNA, 3716 nt
Organism: Clunio marinus
Lineage: Eukaryota; Metazoa; Arthropoda; Insecta; Diptera; Chironomidae
Source: the annotation of a GenBank genome assembly